Messenger RNA from Trifolium pratense (red clover), 3279 nucleotides. Its product is annotated as 26S proteasome non-ATPase regulatory subunit 2 homolog A. The record is from RefSeq and is a predicted model, not a curated record. Lineage: Eukaryota; Viridiplantae; Streptophyta; Magnoliopsida; Fabales; Fabaceae. Gene Ontology annotation, molecular function: enzyme regulator activity. Bases 162 to 2939 code for a protein of 925 amino acids. The transcript has 24 exons. Gene Ontology annotation, cellular component: proteasome regulatory particle, base subcomplex; nucleus; proteasome storage granule. Gene Ontology annotation, biological process: proteasome-mediated ubiquitin-dependent protein catabolic process; regulation of protein catabolic process.
AAACCUCCAUCUACUAAAUUCUCCGAAGUCCCUUUUCACCAAGUAUUCACCACCAGAACUCAAUUCGCGAGAUUUUAACUUCUUUUUUUAUCUCGCAACAAUUCAAUCUCCUUUUUCAUCUCACUUUAACUCGCACUUAGGGUUUCCCAAUUCCUUCUUCGAUGGCUCCCGAACCUAAUCGCACCGGUGCCGGCGCCAGUACCAGUGGUACCAAAGACGAAGCAGCGGCAAAGAAGAAGAUCGAGAGUGAAGAUCUGUCAGAUGAGGAUUUGGCUUUGAAGCAGCAGCUGGAGUUGUAUGUUGAGAGGGUUCAGGAUUCCGACCCGGGAUUGCAGAAGAUUGCCCUUGAAAGCAUGAGACAAGAGAUACGUACAUCCACCAGCUCCAUGACUUCAGUGCCCAAGCCACUAAAGUUUCUUCGCCCACAUUAUGGUACUCUUAAGGCAUAUUAUGAAACUAUGGCGGAAUCGGAGUUGAAGAAGUACUUGGCUGACAUUUUAUCAGUAUUGGCCCUUACAAUGUCUGCUGAGGGAGAACGAGAAAGUCUCAAAUACAGAUUACUAGGUUCAGAGGGCGAUAUUGGUUCGUGGGGACAUGAGUAUGUUAGAAAUUUGGCUGGAGAAAUUGCACAAGAAUAUGCAAAACGACAGAGUGAAGAGGCCCCCAUUGAUGAUCUCAUGGAACUUGUUCAGCAGAUAGUUGCUUUUCACAUGAAGGUAUGGUCUAAUAGCAUUCAUUUUACUAAAAAAAUUGUUACUAUAUGGAAUAUUGACGCAACAAGAUGCAUUAGAAGAAGACUGUUAAUCAUGUUUUUGACUAAUUUUAAUUUGCUGCAGCACAAUGCUGAGCCAGAGGCUGUUGAUCUUUUGAUGGAGGUUGAAGACCUAGAUAUGUUGAUUGAGCAUGUUGACAAAACAAAUUUUAAGAGGACUUGCCUGUAUCUUACAAGUUCAGCUAGGUAUCUUCCUGGACCUGAUGAUAUGCUAGUUUUGGACAUUGCAUAUUCGAUCUAUCUAAAAUUUGAAGAAUAUCCAAAUGCACUCCAAAUUGCAUUGUUCCUGGAUAACCUGCAGCAUGUGAGGCAGGUGUUCACCUCUUGUGAUGAUGUGCUGCGAAAGAAGCAAUUCUGUUACAUACUUGCACGCCAUGGAAUCACUUUUGAGCUUGAUGAGGAAAUGGUCAAUGAUGAUGAAGACCGAGAAGUGUUGCAAGAUAUCGUAAACAAUUCCAAGUUAAGUGAAGGAUAUCUGACUCUUGCUCGUGAUAUUGAAGUCAUGGAGCCCAAGUCCCCUGAAGAUAUAUACAAGGCACAUUUGCUUGAUGGCCGGGCAAGUGCUGGUGCAAGUGUUGACUCAGCCAGACAGAACCUUGCUGCUACUUUUGUUAAUGCAUUUGUUAAUGCCGGCUUUGGUCAGGAUAAGUUAAUGACUGUUGCAUCAGAUUCUUCAAGUAGUGGUUCUUCUGGAAAUUGGCUUUUCAAAAACAAGGAACAUGGGAAGACUAGUGCUGCAGCAAGUCUGGGUAUGAUUUUACAAUGGGAUGUUGAUUCUGGACUUGCUCAACUUGACAAAUACUUCCAUAGUAAUGAUAACCAUGUCAUUGCUGGUGCAUUACUGGGAGUGGGAAUUGUUAAUUGUAGUAUCAAGAAUGACUGUGAUCCUGCAAUGGCACUCCUUGGUGAUUAUAUAGAUAAAGAAGAUAGUUCGGCCAGAAUUGGUGCAAUUAUGGGAUUGGGAAUUGCAUAUGUAGGUUCCCAGAAUGAGCAGUUGCGAUACAAGUUGGCACCUAUUCUGAGUGAUCCUAAAGCUUCCCUUGAUGUGAUUGCUUUCACCGCAAUUGCAUUGGGCUUGAUUUAUGUGGGUUCUUGCAAUGAGGAAGUUGCUCAAGCAAUCAUAUUUACAUUGAUGGACCGGAGUGAGUCAGAGUUGGGAGAGCCUCUUACACGACUUUUACCUCUCGGCCUUGGUCUUCUUUAUCUUGGGAAGCAGGAAAGUGUCGAGGCAACUGCUGAAGUUUCAAAGACUUUUAAUGAAAAAAUUAGAAAGUAUUGUGACAUGACUCUACUAUCAUGUGCCUAUGCUGGAACUGGGAAUGUUCUCAAGGUGCAAAAUCUUUUGGGUCAUUGUUCACAACAUCUGGACAAAGGUGAAAUGCACCAAGGUCCUGCGGUGCUUGGAAUCGCUAUGGUUGCAAUGGCCGAAGAACUGGGUCUUGAGAUGGCCAUUCGAUCGUUAGAACAUCUUCUCCAGUAUGGAGAGCAAAAUAUUCGUCGUGCAGUUCCUCUGGCACUUGGUCUACUCUGUAUAUCAAAUCCAAAGGUCAAUGUUAUGGAUACCUUAAGCAGGCUCAGCCAUGAUACUGAUUCAGAAGUAGCAAUGGCAGCAGUUAUCUCCUUAGGUCUAAUAGGUGCUGGAACAAAUAAUGCUCGAAUUGCUGGCAUGCUUAGGAAUCUUUCAAGCUAUUACUACAAAGACACCAGCCUUCUGUUCUGUGUGCGGAUUGCCCAAGGUCUUGUACAUUUGGGAAAGGGAUUAUUAACACUUAAUCCCUAUCAUUCUGACCGUUUCUUACUGUCGCCGACAGCGCUUGCAGGACUAAUUACUAUGCUGCAUGCAUGCCUUGAUAUGAAAGCCAUCGUGUUGGGAAAAUACCAUUAUGUUCUAUACUUCCUCGUUUUGGCAAUGCAGCCAAGAAUGUUGUUGACGGUGGGCGAGAAUUUGAAGCCCUUAUCGGUGCCUGUUCGGGUUGGCCAAGCAGUGGAUGUUGUUGGACAGGCUGGUCGUCCUAAGACAAUCACCGGCUUUCAGACCCACUCCACCCCCGUGCUCCUGGCUGCUGGGGAUAGAGCAGAGCUAGCCACAGAAAAAUAUAUCCCCCUAUCGCCAAUUCUUGAAGGUUUUGUGAUUCUUAAGGAGAACCCAGAUUAUAGAGAAGAGUGAGGACCUUAAUGAUGUUUUUCUCAUUUCAUUGUGUCUGAACAGUGUUUAGUUAUCUUACUUUUGAAAUACUGUCAAAAUGUAAAAGGAAUUAUUUUAAAUUAUUCCUUUUUAAUAUCUGUCCUCUGAGCAUUUUUUUAAUGUGUAUUUGUGUAUUUGAAAGAUGGUCAUGCAGACAAUGUGGGUAGGUUUUACACGUACAUUUUAUUGUUUUUAUCUUUUUGGUCGGGGAAAAUGCUAUUUAUAACGACAAAAAUCUCAUAAUAACACCAUGAUAGAUAUUUUGUCAAAAAAAAACGUCAUGUUAGCAUUUGCCAUAUAAUAUUAUCAAUUAUUCCUUUUA